This is a messenger RNA of Nylanderia fulva, 934 nucleotides long. Lineage: Eukaryota; Metazoa; Arthropoda; Insecta; Hymenoptera; Formicidae. The record is from RefSeq and is a predicted model, not a curated record.
UUGUAGACCCGGUCUGAUGAACAUGAUUCAUGCUUCCUGCUGUUGCCAGCCCUGAUUCAGAGGAUCAUGGUCGACCGAUUGGUAAACAGCGAGGCCAAUGCCAGGCGUAUCGCGAUGGUCGAAAACUGCUUUGGCAGUUCGGGUCAGCCGCUCGCGGUACCUGGCCGAGUUUUGGUGGGAGAAGGUGUCCUGACAAAGAUGUGCAGGAAGAAGCCCAAGCCCAGGCAAUUCUUUCUCUUCAAUGACAUAUUGGUCUAUGGAAAUAUUGUGAUUAAUAAAAAAAAGUACAAUAAGCAACAUAUAAUACCACUGGAGGAGGUAAAAUUAGAGUCUCUAGCUGAUGAGGGUCAAUAUCGUAAUGGGUGGCUCAUUAAAACAGUAACAAAGUCGUUUGCUGUUUAUGCUGCUACCGCAACAGAGAAGCAAGAAUGGAUGGCACAUAUCACAAAAUGUAUUGAAGAUUUAUUAAGAAAGAGUGGCAAAAAGCCUGUCGAAAUUCAUGCAGCGGUCUGGGUACCAGAUAAUGAAGCUACAAUUUGCAUGCACUGCAAUAAGACACAGUUCACAGUAUUAAACAGACGGCAUCACUGUAGGCAAUGUGGAGCAGUAGUUUGCGGUCCCUGCAGUAAUAAAAAAUUAUUGUUACCUGGACAAGGAAACGGGAAGGCCGUCAGAGUGUGUUUACAAUGUUACGAUGCCGCUAGUAAAAUCAAAGCUAUACCCACAACUGCUGUGAAUAGCUUAAAUAACAAAGAUCAGCAACGUAAUUCCGCCGAUAGCUCAGGAGGGGACAGCUCUGGAGACGACGAUGAAGGAAAUAAAGAAGAGAAUCAUGAUGAGCCUAAAUUCUAUUCGACACUCGGCCGAUGAAGAUGAUUGCACACAGCAAACAAUAUCACAGAAUAUAAAAAUUUUACAGAUAUUUUUAAAAAAA